AUGAGUCCUAGCAGUGAAGUGGAGAGGAUGGAAAAGUCUCGAGUACCGUAUGCAUCGGUGGUGGACAACCUUAUAAUUGCUAUGAUGCGUACAAGACCAGACAUUGCACAAGUAGUGGGAGUGGUUAUUAGUGGGUUGAAUGCACAACAACAACUACUUAUUAGAGAUUGGCAUGAUGUGGAGUAUUUUACUGAACACAUGCUGGAAGGUCUAACUUCUCUUCGAACUUUGGACAUUCAUUACUGUAAGAAAUUGAAAUCGUUGUCUGAAGGAGUGCGACAUUUGGCUCAUCUUGAGAGUUUGAAGAUCAUUGAUUGUCCAGAGCUGAUGGAUCUAUCAAGCAAUAUGAGGCAACUAACUGCCCUUCAGUUUGUCUCAAUUUCGGGAUACUCCACAUUACCAUAUGGCUUUCAACGUGUCCCUUUCCUACGAACAUUGGCGAUAACAAAUUGCAGAUCUAUUUCAUUGUCGGACUGGGUGGGAGACAUGACUACUCUUGAAAGAUUAAGCAUUCGCAACUGUGAGGAGUUGAGAUCACUGCCGAGUAGCAUUCAACGCCUCAUCAACUUGUCUUAUUUAACCAUAUACUGCUGUCCUCAUCUGCAGGAGCGGUGCAAGAGGGAAACAGGAGAGGAUUGGCAAUACAUAAACCACAUUCCGCAAUUGGGACUAUAUCCAUGA
Vigna angularis (adzuki bean) is the source of this 681-nucleotide messenger RNA. RefSeq names its product putative disease resistance protein RGA4. Gene Ontology annotation, biological process: defense response to fungus. Bases 1 to 681 code for a protein of 226 amino acids. NCBI's taxonomy places the organism in Eukaryota, Viridiplantae, Streptophyta, Magnoliopsida, Fabales, Fabaceae. The record is from RefSeq and is a predicted model, not a curated record. The transcript is spliced from 2 exons.